Messenger RNA from Gymnodraco acuticeps, 6271 nucleotides. Its product is annotated as LIM and calponin homology domains-containing protein 1-like. NCBI's taxonomy places the organism in Eukaryota, Metazoa, Chordata, Actinopteri, Perciformes, Bathydraconidae. The record is from RefSeq and is a predicted model, not a curated record. The transcript is spliced from 29 exons. Gene Ontology annotation, cellular component: stress fiber. The coding region runs from base 322 to 4092 and encodes 1256 amino acids. Gene Ontology annotation, biological process: positive regulation of stress fiber assembly; regulation of focal adhesion assembly. Gene Ontology annotation, molecular function: myosin II head/neck binding.
GUUGGAGUUGAGCUCGAGACGUGCAACUGGAAACACAGUUUAAAUUGUGAAGCGUUUUAAAUAGUAUUUUCCCUCCUUUGGAUUAAUGAAUCUGAGGAACCUUGAAAUGUCUUCAAAACAGCGACUCCACCAGGAGCGACACUGGAGAGCAGCAACUGGUCCGCUCGCCUCGCCGGUGCUGCUGCUGCUGCAACACCUACAACAGACUGAGGACAACCGGCUGACCAACCCAAAAGUCUGGUGGAAUAACGCUGCAUUGAGCUGCCUUCACACAUUUGUAAAGGCUUUACUGUAUACUUUGAGAGAAGAGCUUCCUCGCCAAUGGCAAGUCCGGUUGCAGACAUAGGACAGUCUCAUCAGCAUCCCCCUGUCAGCGAGGCGGCCGCAGACUCCGCGUUUCAGGAGGCGCAGACAUGGAUAGAGGCUGUGACAGGAAGAUGUUUUGGUGACAAGGACUUCCGAGGCGGUUUGGAGAAUGGGAUACUGCUGUGCGAGUUGCUGAGCUCCAUUAAACCCGGCCUGGUAAAGAAAAUUAACAGACUUCCAACACCCAUAGCUGGCCUGGACAACCUGAGCGGGUUUCUUCGAGGCUGUGAGGAGUUGGGACUGAAAGGCUCCCAGCUGUUUGACCCUGGAGACCUGCAGGACACGUCAACACACCCCACUGCCAAGGGAAGUGACUGCAGCCGAAAACUCAAGAAUGUUCUGAUCACCAUCUACUGGUUGGGUCGUGCUGCCAACGGCUGUACCUCCUACAACGGUCCCACGCUGGACCUGAAAGAGUUUGACGGCCUGCUGUCACAGAUGCGAAAGGAGGCGGAGGAGGCAGAGAGCCCGAUACGCAGCAUCCGGGACAGCGGCUACAUCGACUGCUGGGACUCUGAGCGCAGCGACUCCCUCUCCCCGCCCCGCCACGGCCGCGAGGACUCCUUCGACAGUCUGGACUCCUUCGGCUCACGCUCACGACAGACCCCGUCGCCGGAUGUCCUGGUCCCCCGCGGCAGCAGCGAUGGCCGCGGCAGCGACUCAGAGUCCGACGGCCCCCCCCACAGGAAGAUGCCAGACGUGCGUAAGGACGACAUGUCGACACGGCGGACGUCCAUCAGCGAGCCGCGCACCGCCAUGCCCUUCAACCAGUACCUGCCCAACAAGAGCAACCAGAGCGGAUACGUGCCAACGCCCCUCCGCAAGAAGAAGAACGACAAAGAGGACGGGGCGCGCAAGAGCUGGAGUACUGCGACCUCACCUGUAGGGGGAGACAGACCGUUCAGUACUCCAGCUCGCUCGUGCUCGGAGGAAUUCUUCCACCAUUCGACGAUUCCGGCGGCUAAAUCUGCGGCAGUGAGCCCCGUCGCCUCGGGGAAACAUCCACCUGUGAGCGAGCCGGAGGAAGCGGCUGUGAGGAAGGGAGCCGCUGGUGUGCCGUUGGCCGCAGAUGCAGAGAAACAGGUCGGCCAAACGCUGACCUCUCCCAACACCACGAAUCCCCCGCACUUCCUUCCUGUGCCCGCUGCCAUGGUAACAACCGAUACAGGCCGGCGGAAGGGACGGGCACUGAGCGAAAGUGGCGACCCAAAAGAAGGAAGCACUUUGUCGGAGAGCGGUCUUCCUGCAACAUUCAGCCGCACACACAGUGUGUCAGAUGACCCACAGAGUGUGAGUAUGAUUGACAUGCGAGAUGAGGAGGAGGCCAUGUUGCAGCCCCACAGUCAGGUGCGUCAUGAACUGAUGCUCAACCAGUACAACGAGAUGAAGGAAGAAGACGACCACUGGCAGGAUGACCUGGCCCGAUGGAAAAAUCGGAGGAGGAGUAUCUCCCAGGACCUGAUCAAGAAGGAGGAGGAACGGAAGAUGAUGGAGCAGUUGAUGUCAGGAGAAAUCUGUACCUCCCAUAGGAGGAAAAGCAUCAAGACAUACAGAGAGAUAGUGCAGGACAAGGAGCGUCGUGAGCUUGAGCUGCGGGAAGCGUACAGAAAAGCCAGAACUCCAGAGGAGGCGUCGGCCAUCCUCCAACAUUACGCCCAGCGCUUCUCCAUCAGUGAAUCCGUCAUGGAGCGCCUACAGUUGCCAAAUAUCCUGGACCGCAGUAUAUCUGCUGAUCCCUCUUUACCCAUCUCAUCCUUCCCUAUCUCCCUCUCCCCGAUGACCCCUGACCCCUUUGACGUUGACCCCCACGGGCCCCUGAGGUAUCUUCGACAGCAGUCGGCCCCGGCUCCUAAGUUCACGUCUACACUGGAGGCGCGGGUGGAGGAGUUUCCCAAGGAGCCCUCUCACCAGCGGCCUCAGAUCCGCUCCCGCUCGUCUGAGCCGCCGUCCAACAGAACCCUGUCGCCCAAACCGGUGCCUUUGCUGACGCCCAAGCCUUACUUCCAGCCCCGACCCUCAGCGGGGGAACCAUGGCCCAGCAAGGCUGAUGCUUUGCUCCGGGUUAACGGCGACGUAGGAAGUGAUGACGCUUUCACCACUCCUGAGAGGCAAGGAAGGGAAUCUCCUCCGCAGUACCAGGCGUCUCCCUCCAUCACGAGCAGCAGCACUGUAGAUGUUCCCUCGUCAGCAGCCUCACAAGCACACACCUCGACCAGAGGAGGAAGCCCAGUGGCGACGAACGCCAGGGAGGAACAAAGUGGCACAGAACCGGCUUCUAAGGAUGCACAAGAACAGAAAGUCAUUGAGAAUUUGACGCAACCAAGCCGGCCCACAUCACUCCCAUCGGAGCUGCAGAAGCCAGAAGAAAGCUUUGAGAAGACAGGAAGUCAGGCUGCUGCAGAGGAGGAGAAGUCAAAUGCUGCAGCUCAACAAGCGCCUCCUACAGAAGCCAAACAAGAACAACAAACUGAACCAUCUGGCCAAAACGUCUCCAACCUCGUCCCGUCAGGAGUCAGCACAAAGCAUAGUCAGCCAAUUAUUUUACAGACAAUUGUGCCAAGUUCCCUGGAGGUGUCACAGAGAAGGGGAAACGUACCGAGCCUAGCCGCACCUGAGUCAUUUGAAUAUCACCCGCCGAGGGAAACUGCAGCAGAGUUUGCAAACAGUGUCAGGUCUUCGCUGACAACCAGCAACCCUAAGUUACGCUGGGACUUCUUCGUUCCACCAGAAGACAUGGAGAAGGAUCUGCGUGGAAAUGUGUCAGGGCCGGGGUUGCCCCAGGCCAGGCGGGGGGACCGCUGGUCUUGGGACCCGGAUGAGGAGCGAAAGCGUCAGGAAAGGUGGCAGCAAGAGCAGGAGCGCAUGCUGCAGGAAAAGUACCGGCGCGAGCAGGAGAAGCUGAAGGAGGAGUGGGAGAAAGCCCAGAGGGAGGUGGCAGAGGAGGGGAGGAAGUACCACGAGGAGGAGCGUAGGAUACUGGAGGAGACGGUGGCGCCUCUGACUCCUCGCUCCUCCGCCCUGACCUCUCCAACCCGAGGGGAGGUCUCCUCCAGCUCCGAGCCUCAGGACACCAUCGUGCGCUCGCUGGCCGACUGGGAGCGCAAACAGGAACUGCUGGAGAGCCAGUUGAGGGGGAGCACAGAAAGUGUUGAAUGGAAACGGAGAGAAAACGACAGAACCAGUGACAUCAGCACUGCUGACGACAGCAUGAAAACAGCCAGGAGCUUGUUGAGUCAGAGCAGCAGUCAGGCAGACGCUCUCGGUCAGAGUCUGCAGAACGGCCAAAAACUUCCUGCGAUGACGAACAAAACCUCGACUCCUGUGAAGAAACCAGAAGAGACUCCAGCAGACAGCAACAAGCUCAGCAAGGCUGCAGGAGACAGGAGGUGUGUGAGUGCUCCCAUUGAAAAUAACAUAUGCCGCAGCUCAUCAAAACCCCCCGCAGCAUGCUCCCCACCUCCAGACACUCUGCCUCCAGCGCCCAACAGGUCUGUCAGUGGGAAGAAGCUGUGCUCCAGCUGUGGGCAGGCGUUAGGGAAGGGGGCGGCCAUGAUCAUAGAGACCCUCAGUCUGUACUUCCACAUCCAAUGCUUUAAGUGCGGGGUGUGUAAGGGACUGUUAGGAGACACGACCACGGGGACGGACGUCCGGAUCAGAAACGGCCUCCUCAACUGCCACCCGUGCUACACCCGCUCCCGCUCGGCCGGACAGCCAACCACGUUGUGACGCUCAACAGAAAAACACACACGGUUCACGGAAGAAACCCCAUCUCUGUUUCCAAACCAAUUCUCUGCAAAAUCAUGUCCUUCACAGCAUGUCCUCUGCAUCCUCUGCAGCUCCAUUACCAAUGAACACUCAUCGUGGAGGGGGGCCAAACGGGGGACAGUCUUAUCGUCUGAAAAAUAUAUAUAUAUCUUCUUGGUGUUUAUGUCAUCUGAUAUGCGAGAGCAUUUGAUUGGUCCACGCACCACCACCUGUUUCAUCAUGCAGCGAGAGAGACUGCUCUGGGGCGGCGGCCAUGUUGGAAAGCAAACACAAUAAGAUGCUUCAAACACAGCUAGAUUAUAAAGUGAACGUCUACGCGGUCAGCGAACACGCAAUAAGAAAAUAUGGUGUUCAAGUCUUUUACUACCAAUCAUAAUCAUUUUUCCGAGUUGGAAAAAACAUUAAAUUCCAUAUGAUGGAAAUGCAGUAUAUCACAUAUUACUCAUUAUUAUUUAGGAAUUCAUCAUUGGAUAAAGACUCCCUUAAUUGAUAAGAAAACUGAAUAUGUGAUCAGGCAGCUUAGUAUGGAUUUAUUUCUUUAUAACCAGACUGGAUCUGAAAAAUAUCACACAUUUUAUGCCCUUUUUUAUUUAAUUUUUUUCGCAACUAAACAAGACAUAACGGGGGGGGGGGGUACAAGACAUUACACAGGAGAUGUCCUAUUGACAGGGUCAGAUAGGAGUGCUGUGGACAGUGAACCGUAAUCCUCCUGUCUCGCCUCAACACCCCCCAGCAGAGAAGCUGCACGCUCCAUGUGCAGCAGGUCCAGCCAUGAGUCCCUAGUGAAGCAGGCUGGUUUGCGUUCCUUCCAGUUUAGUAGGACGAGUCUUUUUGUGGCUAAACAGCCCAAUGUGCAGAGCCGAUCGGCAGUCCUUACAACAUAGCCACCUGGCUUGAGACCCAGUAGACAUGCAAUGGGACAUGUAGGGAAAUGAACACUUAAAGAUUCAGACAUUAAGGAUAUUACUUCUGACCAAAGUGUGUGCCCUUUUUAAACGAGUACUUGAUUCAAACAAAAGUCACAUUCGGACACAUGUAGACAGACAGUAAAGCUCACUCAACACAUGUCACCCUCACAGUGACUCUGUUCUGUUCCCCUGAAUACAAUUAGCUUCUGAUAUAUAAACGCAUAUUAUGGACGUAGUUGCAUCUUUAGGGCAACAACUGACUCGCUGUGCUUUUGGGUCAUAGCAGGUUGCUCCUCUGAAAGUCAGGACUUUAAUGUGCCUUAGGAAAGCAAGGUGAUGCAGGAGGGAAACACCAGCUGUAUGGUGUUUCAUUUCUCCUUAGUUUUAUUUCUUUUGGGGUGUAGCGAGGGAUUAUGGCCAAAUGUGAACCCUUAAACUGCAGACCUCCCUCACAUCUGCUUUACUUCAGUUCAAGUACUGCUUAUUUUACAUGAAAAACAACUUUAAUUUCAUAUCCCCCCCCCCUCUGUGAUUCCUCAGUGUUGUCUAUUUGGAAAUGUAUAUACUGCAGGAGAGACCUUUUGAUUUUGAAUGUUGUUUUAUUCUAGAGAGAUAUAGACUUCUGUAUGAUAUUGAGGUAAUUUUGACAUUUGCUCAGUGGUAGGAUUCAUUUAAUACAAUUGCAGAAACACAAAAAUCAGCAGUACAUGUUGCAUCUUUAGAGGUAAUAUGAACACAAACCAGCACCUGUGCAAUAUUUGGUGAUGAAAACUAAACAUCUGUGCUGCCAGCUGGACAUUUUAAGUCCAUUGCUUUUUUCUUUUUUGGACUUGUAUGAGAAGAGCUCGGUUAAAUAUUAUGGAUGUAAAAAUAAAUGCACGUUUUAAGCCUAAAACCAAAUGAUUUGCUGUAUGAAAGCAAGCUGAAGUGCGUCUAUAGCCUCGCUUCUCCUCCGGGUUCCUCUCUCUGAUCUGCAGUAUUUUAAGCUUCUGUUCCGGUUUGUAUUUUAUUUUUUAUUCUCAUUUAGUUAACGGAAACAUCUGAGUCUCUUAUAGCGGGAUCUUUGAGACGGAGCUCAUUCAGACAGGAUAGUCUGGGAACGAAAACCUUCACGUCUGUUCUGUAUUUAUUGUAAUAUUCACCGAACACUAUCUGAAAUAUAGAUCCAUUUGAUGUUUAAAUGCGAUUUAUAGCAUACUGUAUGUUUAUAAAUAAAAUGUUAUAAAUUAAAA